This is a messenger RNA of Erythranthe guttata (spotted monkey flower), 2537 nucleotides long. It is a transcript of the gene NUC, whose product is annotated as C2H2-like zinc finger protein. Gene Ontology annotation, cellular component: nucleus. Gene Ontology annotation, molecular function: DNA-binding transcription factor activity. The record is from RefSeq and is a predicted model, not a curated record. Lineage: Eukaryota; Viridiplantae; Streptophyta; Magnoliopsida; Lamiales; Phrymaceae.
AAGUGCUAUUUUACUCAUAAAAUAAUAAACAAAUAAAUAAUCGUUUUGUGGAAAAUAGUAAAAUUCUAUGACAACCACCAGCAAAGUUUAGUAUCCCUAUAAAAAAAAUAUAUUCUUUUCCAAAUCCCUUUAUUUAUUUAUUUUUAAUUUUCAAAAAAACAUGACAACUAUUUUUGCAUACAAGUAUUGUUAGUUUAUUAGUACUAGCUUUGUGGUACUUAAUGAGAUUGAAAACCUUAAUCCUCCACUUCAUUCUCUUUUAUUACAACUGCAUGUGAGAUUAGAGAAAGAAACUAGAGAGAGAAGCGAGAGAGAGAGAGAGAGAGAGAGAGAGAGAGAGAGAGAGAGAGAGAGAGAGAGAGAGAGAGAGAGAGAGAGAGAGAGAGAGAGAGAGAGAGAGAGAGAGAGAGAGAUGACAAGCGAAGCAAUUUCAAUUGGUUCAACUACUCAAAACCCAUCUUCUGAUGGAUCAAAUCCUCCUCCAAAGAAGAAAAGAAACCUCCCAGGAACCCCAGAUCCUGAAGCAGAAGUGAUAGCACUGUCACCGAAAACCCUAAUGGCGACAAACAGAUUCCUGUGCGAAAUAUGCGGAAAGGGUUUCCAAAGGGACCAGAAUCUGCAGCUGCACAGAAGAGGGCACAAUCUGCCAUGGAAGCUGAAGCAAAGGAGCACCAAAGAAGUUAGAAAGCGCGUCUACGUCUGCCCCGAGAAAACGUGCGUCCACAACCACCCGUCGAGGGCGCUCGGCGACUUAACCGGGAUCAAAAAGCACUUUUGUCGAAAGCACGGCGAGAAGAAGUGGAAGUGCGAUAAGUGUUCGAAACGUUACGCGGUCCACUCCGAUUGGAAGGCCCACUCCAAGACUUGUGGCACUAGGGAAUACAAAUGUGAUUGUGGGACUAUCUUCUCUAGGAGAGAUAGCUUCAUCACCCACCGCGCGUUUUGCGAUGCCUUAGCGGAAGAAACGGCGAGAUUCACGGCAGCUUCGCAGAACAUAACCAACCACAUUGCACCAAAUAACAACAUCAACUACCAUUUCAUAGGGUCAUCACCACUAGGCCACCAUUACCCUUCGACCGGCCCGUUAUUUCCAACGGGACGAGGUAGUCUACCCCUAUGGAUGGCUCAAUGCCCGCCCCGUGUCGAAGAUUCCACACCCAAAAAUCAUCAAGAAAUGCACCACCACCCAAUGGGAGUCCCUUUCACUUUUGGAGCACUUGAUAAUAACUUCUCCAAUUUUGAUCCACUUGUUAAUAACAAUCCAUCUUCUUCUAAUUACCACCUAAAUUGGGACUUAGCCAAUAAUCCAAUCCCUUUAAGCAACGCUAGAGAAGUAAGCGCUCCGUCCUUGUUCAGCACUCAAAACCACCACCAACCGUCGAACGCAACUAUUUCCGCCACCGCUUUACUGCAAAAGGCGGCACAAAUAGGAGCCACCACCACCACAACUCACGAACACCCUUCGUUAAUUCUCGGUAGCUUUGGCGGUGAGAAUAGCAACAAUAUGGGAGUGCAAGAAGACCACGGGAACAAGUUUUGCGGAUUGUAUGGCACGAGCUCGGCCGCCACUAGUGGCGGCGGACUUGGGAAUAGUGACGUGGAGAGCUCGGUGGUGAACGAUUUUUCUCCGCUCAAUCAAAUGGAGAUCAAUUACCUUUCCAAACGGAGACGGUUAUUGUCGUCGGACGAGGGCGAAACGAGGGAUUUUCUUGGCGUUGGCGUGCAAUCUAUUUGCCAUCCAUCAUCUAUGAAUAUAAUGGAUGGAUGUGAUUAAUUCUUGAGGAGUACUUUGAAAUAUUGAUUGAUUUGUCAUAUUAUUAAUAUGUUUUCUAUCAAGAAAUGGGAUUUUGGAAAAAAAGAUGGCAAUUAUUAAAAGUGGAGUUUGAUGUUGGGAUAAAGCAAUUAAGGGGGUGGAAUUUAGAAUAUGCAAACUUUUCAGGGAGGAAAAAUUAAAGGUGUAUAGAAAUAAUUAUUCAAAGGUCUAAGAAUUAAGAUCCAUGCAUAUUCUGUUUAAUUCCCCAUGAAAAUAUAUUCCCUUUUGAAAGUGGUGGCUUUUAUUUAUUUAUUUAUUAUUAUUAUUAUUCUUAUUAUUAAUUUUACUUUAUUUAUUUAUUUUCUUAAAUUAUUUUUUAUGGGUGAAAAGGGCACUUGUGGUGGGGGCAAAGAAAAGGGGCCUUUUGGACUCCAUUAUUGUUGUCUUUCAAUUAUGCCCUAGUUGUUAUCUUCUCAAACUAUAUAUAUUUAUUUAAUAAUAUUUUAUUUGUAUUUUGAAGUAAAAAGAUAGAUUAAUUGAGUGUAAAGGCAAAAAGAUAAAUCUAGUUGUUGGCUACCUUAUUGCUUUUCUUGUUGAAAUACAUGUACUGCUCUCCUUUUUUCUUAGCCUUUCCGAAUUUGCAAAUGAAACAAGUUGUUGUUGUUGGUAUUUGUGGAUUGCAAGAAAUAGAAGAGAAGUGCACAAUUAUUUGUCUACCUAUCAUCAAUCUAUCAACCCCACCCAAGAAAUUAAUUACACUGUUUUUUUUAUUUAUUAAUAAUUU